Anopheles aquasalis is the source of this 1459-nucleotide messenger RNA. RefSeq names its product protein obstructor-E-like. Gene Ontology annotation, molecular function: chitin binding. Gene Ontology annotation, cellular component: extracellular region. The record is from RefSeq and is a predicted model, not a curated record. Lineage: Eukaryota; Metazoa; Arthropoda; Insecta; Diptera; Culicidae.
UUCGAACCGCACCGGUACGACAUUUUGGGCAACAGUUCCACUCCACGCGGCCGUGCGUUGUUAUCACUCUGCAGCGUUGUAUGUGUGUGCGUAAACGCGAGUGUGCGUACGCGUAAGUGUGUUCGUUUUGUCCCAUUUCCCCCCCGCCCCGAGUGGUCACUGCCCAGAGGCUGCACAGGAUCGCCACCGCCGUUGGCCACCCCCCACCAUCAAUCAAACUCCCGGCACCACCACCACCAGCAGUAGCAGCAUUAGGAUGAAGCAGUUUGUCGCGCUUGGAGCUAUCGUUGGGCUGGCGCUAAUCAGCCAGGUAUCGGCCGCAGCGGCCCCAUCGUGCCCGGAACCGUACGGAGAGCAGGCGUAUCUACACCCGGACCACUGCGAUCAGUUCUUCCUCUGUACCAACGGUACGCUGACGCUUGAAACGUGCGAGAAUGGGCUGCUGUUCGAUGGCAAGGGGGCCGUGCACAACCACUGCAACUACAACUGGGCGGUCGACUGCGGGCCGAGGAAGUUCGCCACCGACCAGACGCCCCUGUCGUCGCCGGGCUGCGAGUACCUGUUCGGCAUCUAUCCCGACGCAAACGAGUGCUCAACGAGCUACCACAAGUGCGCGUUCGGUGAGGUACACCAGGAGCUGUGCGAUGCCGGGCUGGUGUACGAUCAUCGCAUCCACGGAUGCAACUGGCCCGACCAGCUGCUCGACCAGUGCAACCCGGAGGCAGUGGUUGGUUUCAAGUGUCCGCAGUCGGCGCCGGCCGGUUCGGCCGCGGCCCGCUUCUGGCCGUUCCCCCGCUACCCGGUGCCGAACGAUUGCCACCGGCUGAUCACCUGCGUCGAUGGGCACCCGCGCCUGAUUACGUGCGGCGAGGGCAAGGUGUUCAACGAGGAGUCGCUCACCUGCGAAAACCCGGAAGACGCUCCGUAUGCCUGCCGACACUGAAGAGUGCUGCAGUGCACUCUUCAUAAAAUCCCGCACCAUAAACACACACACCAAACCCUGCCUAACCCCUUCCAGAAAAGGUCGUACUGCCCAGCAACUGGUUUAUACUCAGUGAUCGCGCCGCGCACAUCGUCAGCGACGCCCCGCGCACCUUUUGUUAUGUUGGCUGGCUGUUAUCGGAUCCACCACUACAAGCUCGUUUGUUUUUGUUUUGUUUUCUUUCUGAUUGGCUUCCACCCGGUUUCUCCCAGAGCAGCCUUAACUUUCUGUAUCUACUCAUGUUACUUUGAAUGUUUCACGCGACGAACGCGACGUCCCGACCAUUUGUUCCUCUUCCCCUUUACCGCUGAUGAUUCUCUGUUUCUCUAUUUUCCGAUCUAACUCGACGUUCGGCUUACCUGGCCACACCACCGGUUUUAGUGUUGUUUUAGUUCAAUGCUGACUCGCGCUCAAUAAAGAAUAAAGAAAGGAUAUCGCAACCAUCAGAGGCAGCAAAGUUUAUCCUCCAUACCUCGA